UUCAGAAACGAAGACGAACCGAAAAAUAUGCAGCACGAUGAUGUCAUAUGGAGUAUUAUUAAUAGUACAUUCUGUUCGUUUAAAGUGAGAACCAAAUCCCAGAAAUUCUGUAGGAAUGAGUACAACUUAACAGGAUUGUGUAACAGAGCAUCGUGUCCACUUGCCAACAGUCAAUAUGCCACUGUCAGAGAAGAAAAGGGUGUGUGUUACCUUUAUAUGAAGACAGUUGAACGAGCUGCAUUCCCCAACAGAAUGUGGGAAAAAGUGAAGUUGUCUAGAAAUUAUGAGAAAGCUUUGAAACAGAUCGAUGAACAGCUCAUUUACUGGCCCAAAUUCAUCAAGCACAAAUGCAAACAGAGGUUCACCAAAAUAACACAAUAUCUGAUCCGAAUCAGGAGGCUGGUACUGAAAAGAAGAAAAAAGUUGGUUCCUUUAAGCAGAAAAAUUGAAAAACGAGAAAGACGAAAAGAGGAAAAAGCCCUGAUAGCAGCUAAAAUAGACACAGCCAUAGAGAAAGAGUUACUGGAGAGACUCAAGUCAGGAACAUAUGGAGAGAUCUAUAACUUUCCAUCCCAUGCUUUUGACAAAGUGAUGGAUGAGGAAGUAGAAGAAGAAUCCGAGUCAGAGAAGGAAGGAGAAGAGGAGGAGGAGGAAGAAGAAAAUGAUGAGGAGGAAGCAGAAGUAGAAUAUGUAGCUGAAGAAGACUUUGAGGAAAGUGACCUAUCAGAUUUAGAGGACAUGGAUAGACUUCAUGGUGAAGACAGUGAUGAAGAAAGUGAAAGUAGUCCAGAAAGUAGCUCAGAUGAGGACGUUGUUAAAAAAGGAAAAGGAAAGAAACUGAAGCCAAAGAGGAAGAGACCGAGAGUGGAAAUAGAAUACGAACAGGAAGUCGAUCAACCUUCAGCCUCAAAAAUCAAAACAAAAACCUGAUACAGGGAAGGUGAAUACAAGGAUUUUUUUAAAAUUCAAAAGGUCAUAAAUUCGUAAAUUAUUUACAUGCUUUGAUUUCCAGUGAAGUGAAUGGAAUACAUGUAGUUGAAAGUGACAAUAUCUAAAUGCCAUUUUUUUUCAUAGUAGACCACUUCAGUGUUAUUUUUCUUCAAUAUUUAGCAGAUGUCAUGAAUCUGUUUAAGACAAUGAGGGAAAAAGGAACAUCAGAAUGUAUAACCAUAUCAUAUUUGAAGAAUACUGUGGUACCUUGUAGAAAACUUGUACAGUGAAAUAGGAAAGCUAAAGCAUAUUUCUAACAUACUAUUCGGCAGUUUCCUUAUGUUUACUACUUUUAUGACUUAAAGAAAAAACAAACAGAAGAUCAGAUGUCCAUUCAUUGUUUUGUUUUAAAUGUAAAUAAAACUAUAAAAUAUUAUAA
Saccostrea echinata is the source of this 1369-nucleotide messenger RNA. RefSeq names its product protein MAK16 homolog. The record is from RefSeq and is a predicted model, not a curated record. Lineage: Eukaryota; Metazoa; Mollusca; Bivalvia; Ostreida; Ostreidae. Bases 28 to 930 code for a protein of 300 amino acids. Gene Ontology annotation, cellular component: nucleolus; preribosome, large subunit precursor. Gene Ontology annotation, biological process: maturation of LSU-rRNA; maturation of 5.8S rRNA. The transcript is spliced from 10 exons.